GGGCCGUGACGCCCCAGCCAUCCUCACUCUGAGGUGAGAGUGGACGCAGACGCACCUUGAACAUCACUAUCACCACCUCCCUACCGUGGCUCUCGCUGCUUCCUCUGUGCGGGUAGGCAAGUAGCAAACUAGUUUGAGUUACCUCUCCACCAAAACCAGAAGUGCUCCGGUUCGUGUGUUUCGUCUCCUGAACUCCCCCCCCCCCCCCCCCCCCGCUGAGAUGUCGACAGCAGGACGGGUUGCGGCGGGAGCGGCGGCCAUGUUGCUGCUGGUGGUGGCGGUCCUCACCCCGGGCCUGAGGGCCCAGGAGGACACGGAGACCCGGGCCAGAGCGUUCCUGGAGAAGUUCAGCACCGAGGCGUCGGUCAUCAUGUACGACUAUUCUCUGGCGUCGUGGGCGUACAACACAGACAUCACCGAGGAGAACUCAAACAAAUUGUCGGCGAAGGGCGCGAUCUGGGGAGAAUUCUACGGCCGCAUGUCGACUGAGUCCCUGGCCUUCCCGCUCCACGAGGUGAAAGACCCGGUGGUCAAACUGCAGCUCAUCUCCCUGCAGGACAAAGGCUCUGGGGCCCUGUCCCCGGAAAAGUCUGCUCACUUGGGGCGGGUGAUGAGUGAAAUGAGCACCAUCUACAGUACAGCCGAGGUGUGUCUGAAGGACAGGCCCACAGACUGCCAGACUUUGGAACCAGGUUUGGAGGCGGUGAUGGCCGACAGCAGGGACUACAGUGAGCGCCUGCACGUGUGGGAGGGCUGGAGGAGGGAGACGGGGAGGAAGAUGAGGCCUCUGUACGAGGACUACGUGGACCUGAAGAACGAAGCGGCCAGGCUCAACGGUUUUGAGGACUACGGAGCGUAUUGGCGCAGCAACUACGAGACCGUAGGGGAGGUCCCGCCCUACAACUACACCCGAGAUGAGCUGAUGGGCGACGUCCGCUCCAUAUACAAGGAGAUCAUGCCGUUGUACAAGGAGCUCCACGCGUACGUGAGGUCCAAGCUGAUUGAGACCUACCCCGGGGGCCACAUCCACCCCGAGGGGCCCCUGCCCGCCCACCUGCUGGGGGAUAUGUGGGGUCGGUUCUGGACCAGCCUGUACCCACUCUCUACGCCCUACCCCCUAAAGCCGGACAUCGAUGUCAGCUCUGCUAUGGUCGACCAGAAAUGGGAGCCGGAGCGUCUCUUCAGAGAGGCAGAGAAGUUCUUCGUGUCCGUGGGUCUCUACAAGAUGGAACCCGACUUCUGGACAAACUCUAUGCUGGUGAAGCCAAACGACCGCAAGGUGGUCUGUCAUCCCACCGCCUGGGACAUGGGGAACGGGAAGGACUACAGGAUCAAGAUGUGCACCCAGGUGAACAUGGACCACUUCCUGACGGCGCACCACGAGAUGGGCCACAACCAGUACCAGACGGCCUACCAGAACCUGUCCUACCUGCUCCGGGACGGGGCCAACGAGGGCUUCCACGAGGCCGUGGGCGAGAUCAUGUCCCUGUCAGCGGCCACCCCCGACCACCUCAAGUCCCUUGGGCUCCUGGCCGCCGACUUCACCGCCGACAAAGAGACGGAGAUCAACUUCCUGAUGAAGCAGGCCCUGACCAUCGUGGCCACACUACCCUUCACCUACAUGCUGGAGGAGUGGCGCUGGCAGGUCUUCAACGAGAACAUCCCUAAGAACCAGUGGAUGAAGCGCUGGUGGGAGAUGAAGCGCGAUCUGGUCGGCGUGGUCGAGCCGGUACCACGUGAUGAGACGUACUGCGAUCCCCCGGCUCUGUUCCACGUAUCAGGAGACUACUCCUUUAUCAGGUACUUCACCAGGACUAUCUACCAGUUCCAGUUCCAGAAGGCUCUGUGUAAAGAAGCAGGCCACACAGGUGAGCUGUUCACCUGCGACAUCACCAACUCCACUGCCGCCGGGACCAAACUCAGGAACAUGCUGACGCUGGGCAGGUCGAAGUCGUGGACCAGAGCUCUGGAAAUGAUCUCUGGGGAUACCAAGAUGGACGCCAAGCCACUGCUGGAUUACUUCAAAACCCUCUAUGAUUGGCUCGUGGCCGAGAACAAGAAAAACAACCGAAGAGUGGGCUGGGAGAAGAACAUUGACCCCUACUCAGCAAAUGGCAUCAAAGUGCGGAUUAGUUUGAAAGCUGCCUUGGGUGCGGAUGCUUACCAGUGGAAUGACAAUGAGCUGUACCUGUUCAAGACCAACAUCGCGUACGCCAUGAGACAGUACUACACCAGCCAGACGAACAAAACUCCCGCCUUCACAGCGAAGGACGUUUGGGCCUAUGAGGAAACCCCCAGAAUCUCCUUCUUCAUCCAGGUGUCCGACCCGUCCAGCCCGUCUGUGCUCAUCAGGAGGGAUGAGGUGGAGGCAGCCAUACGGUUCUCCCGAGGUCGGAUCAACGACGCCUUCAUGCUGAACGACAAAACUCUGGAGUUCCAAGGUAUUCCGGCAACGCUGGCGCCCCCUGUGGAGCAGCCGGUCACGGUGUGGCUGGUGGUCUACGGGGUGGUCAUGGGAAUCGUAGUUCUGGUGGGAGCGUACCUCAUCAUCUCUGGUAUCAGGGCGAGGAAGACCCAACAGCCGGAGAGCAAGGUGGAAAACCCCUACACACCACAAGCUACGGGCGUAACCAACGUGUCCUAUCAGACCGACGAGGCAGAGAACACUGGUCUCUGAGGGCACCGCCACAGCCUCCAGACGACAUGAAGGUGACAUCAUCUUCUGGCGUGGGUUAGAAGGAGCCGGCCUCUGUCCUCUCAGAGUGUUUAUAUGUAUAAAGACGGCAGUGUGUUUUAACACGUGAUGAGUGGGAGCUGGAUAAUUCCAUGCAGAAAGACCUGAUUUUUCUAUUGAGGCGGUCGGAUUUGAACUCAUUUGUGAUGUGAAUGCAAUUUUGUUUUGUUUGUGUAUGACCUUCAACAGUGUUUUAUUCUCUGCCUUAUUUUAUAAGUAUUUUCUUACUAAUAUUACAGGGC
Molecule: messenger RNA, 2976 nt
Organism: Gadus macrocephalus (Pacific cod)
Lineage: Eukaryota; Metazoa; Chordata; Actinopteri; Gadiformes; Gadidae
Gene: ace2
Product: angiotensin I converting enzyme 2
Exons: 19
Coding region: 221-2677 (818 amino acids)
Biological process (GO): proteolysis
Cellular component (GO): plasma membrane
Molecular function (GO): peptidyl-dipeptidase activity; metallopeptidase activity
Source: RefSeq, a predicted model, not a curated record